AUGUUUGCAGGUGGAUUGGAGGAUGGUUUGGAAGAAAAGGAGCCGCUGCAGGAGGUCACAGCACGACCAAAAGCUAAAGGAAAGGUUGUUGUCAAAAAGAGGAAGUGGACUGAGGAAGAAAUCCAGGCUGUGGAGAAAACCCUCAUGGACUGCAUCAGGACCCUAAAGACGCCAUCAAGUGACCCCAUUAACCUGUCCGGGGUGCGUCAGCCUGGGAGGGCAUCUUUUUCUGCCAGCUCAGACUGUUUUAAGCCCUAG
Molecule: messenger RNA, 258 nt
Organism: Knipowitschia caucasica
Lineage: Eukaryota; Metazoa; Chordata; Actinopteri; Gobiiformes; Gobiidae
Source: the annotation of a GenBank genome assembly